Molecule: messenger RNA, 1041 nt
Organism: Enterobius vermicularis (human pinworm)
Lineage: Eukaryota; Metazoa; Nematoda; Chromadorea; Rhabditida; Oxyuridae
Source: the annotation of a GenBank genome assembly
AUGUCCGGUGCAACAAUGUCGGCAUCAUCACCAGCGCCUCCGCUGUCUGAGAUUAGCAGUGAUUCGGACUUACAAUAUCCUGUAGCGUUUAAACGUAAAAAAACAGCUGCAGAAUCACCGCUUAUACCGAAUGAUCAAAAUAUAACUAGUGAAGAAAAAGAAAGGCGAGAAAAACGACGUCAACAUAAUUCGCAGGCAGCUGCACGAUAUCGGCAACGACGAGAUGAUACAAUUAAACGGCAACAACGGGACCUUGAUAAUAUCAAAGCUUCAUUGUCGGCCCUGCAACAGUUGCAUAGAGAUUUGAAAAAUGAUCGUGAAAAGUGUGAACGAGAAUUGCAGUUAGCAAGAGAAAAAAUUGCAGAAAAAGACGAUAAAAUUACAGAACUGAUAGCUCGGUUGAGCAGUGUCGAAAGUUGCGAUGAUCCACUGAAGUUAGAAUCUGUUUGUUCAACAAAAACGAUACAGACCCAAACCGAAUUGACAUUUAUAAGCAUGAAACCGACAGAUCAGUGUAUACCGAUAAGUGCGAUACCAGUUGCCGAUCAGAGUGAUUUGGCAAAAGAGAUGAGUGUGAUUAAAGCUGAAACUCGUCCACCAUUUGGUGCAAAAAUUUUUGAAAAUCCUAAUGGUGUACCGUUGACCAGAACUGAGGAUGUCGCUCGUAAUGCUGAACGAAUUACAUCACUGUUGACUGCACCAACAGCACCACAUGGCCCGCCAAUACAUCAUCCAUUGAUCGGUCCGCCAAUAUCAGUGCCAAAUUCUUUCAUGAACUAUACAUAUCGGCCUCAACAAAUGACUGCACCGGAUCCUGGCGCUCCAGCAACUUAUCAGAAUCCGGCAUUUAAUCAUUUGGUUAUAACGGAACCUCAACCACAACAAUUAAAGUUGCCAAUAGCAUCUGAUGUUUCACGUGAAGAUCCACUGGCAUUUUUACGUGCUAGUCGACCAAGGCCAGGAAUUCCACGAGCAGCCUUAAUCUUACCAAAAGGACGUUUACUAAACCGUAAGGGACGACCACGUCUUGACGAAGUAUGA